AUGUACUCCUCUACUGCCACUCUCCAUCAUGAGCUGGACGGUCGUAUUGGUCUCUAUCGCGCCGGGUUUCUGUCACCUCGAAUGCUCCAACUGGAUGUUAACUACGAUGUAUUGUUUCGACCGACCGCCAUCACUCCUAUCCGUGAUAUGGCUCUCGAGGAGUUGCAGUCACGAUAUUUACUCUUAGGGCUCCAAAACGGAUCGAUUCAGCUGUUAGAUGUGGUGGAUCGUGCGUCGGUGGACGGACAAGAAUCACAUCGAAUAAUUGGCAUCAUCGGGAAAUCCUCCGAACAGGCACGUUCAAGUCGCCCCAAAGUAUCCGAUUUGCGUCCUGUGGUUUGUAUCCAGUGGUAUCCGGUGGAUUCCGGCUUAUUUUUCACGGCAUCUUUGGAUAGAACUGUGAAAAUAUGGGACACUAAUCGGCUUACGUGUGCCGACAGUAUUGAACUUCCAUCAAGUAUAUCCUGGAUCGCCUUAUCUCCUUGUGCUAUUCGUCACAAUCUGGUCGCUGUCGCCCUCGGUGCAGAUGAGAGUGCUCGAAGCGUUCUCUUGGAUCCGGUCAUCGGUGCUGCAGCCAUCACGCUGAUUGGGGGUCACUCUCCAGCUGGACUAUCUUCUAUCGUAUGGUCUCCUAGAUCAUCUGACACACUGGUCACAGCUGGGCAUGACGGUCGGAUCCUGUUCUGGGAUAUCCGCUUGCCCACAAAACCAGUGCACUCCCUGGACAGAUACGGGACACACGAGGACGACGGUUUCACACCUGAUGCGGCCGCCCAUACCGGUUCGGUUCUCUCUCUGGCUUUCACACCCGAUGGGUUGCACCUAUUCUCUUGGGGAGGUGCCGGAACGAAUGAGGAUACUUUGUGUCUACGGAUGUGGUCUGCUGGCCCCGACGAGGCUGGUCUAAAAGUGGUGACCAACAACACCAAUCUUCCCGGUAGACCCUUACUCCGCCCUGUCAAUUUCGGUACAGUAUAUGCCGAUAGCGGUGGAUCGCGUGAUUGGAACACUUCCUCGGACUUAGGAACAGCCAUCGGGCGGAUCACAGGAGUGGAAAUCCGCUCGCAAUCCCGUACUGCUUCGGGUGCUCCUUGGCUUAGCAAGCGCCGGAUCUACGCCGCUUCUCGGAUGGCAGUCGUGUCCGGACCACCUGGUGAGGCUUGGGGUGCUGAGUCCGCCUUCGUCUACGUCCCUCAUCGCAGUCGUCUGUUUAUGGCUUUCGCAGCGAAACGAAAGGCUCAAACACAGCUUGUUAAUCGACAUUACGAUAAGAUUCGUGCAUGCAUAUGGAAUUGCGAAAUGCGUGAGCUCUACACGUGCGGGAUGGACGGCAACCUAUUCACCUGGCAGUUUGAUCCCAACGUCCAGGAUCCCAGUGCCUUGUAG
Messenger RNA from Dicrocoelium dendriticum, 1386 nucleotides. The record is from the annotation of a GenBank genome assembly. Lineage: Eukaryota; Metazoa; Platyhelminthes; Trematoda; Plagiorchiida; Dicrocoeliidae.